Molecule: messenger RNA, 1115 nt
Organism: Owenia fusiformis
Lineage: Eukaryota; Metazoa; Annelida; Polychaeta; Sabellida; Oweniidae
Source: the annotation of a GenBank genome assembly
GUUGGUGAAAGGUAUAGUAAUGGACCAUGGUGCCAGGCAUCCAGACAUGAAGAAACGUUCGGAAGACUGCUACAUUCUCACAUGCAACGUUUCUCUAGAAUACGAGAAAAGUGAAGUUAACAGUGGUUUUUUCUACAAAAGUGCUGACGAGAGAGAAAAACUUGUGCAGGCUGAAAGAAGUUUCACAGAUGAUAGGGUGAACAAAAUAAUUGCCUUCAAGAAGAAAGUUUGUGAGGGAACGGAUAAAGGCUUCAUUGUCAUAAAUCAGAAGGGAAUUGAUCCAAUGUCUUUGGACAUGUUUGCCAAAGAGGGAAUCGUAGGUCUGCGACGUGCCAAGAGACGUAACAUGGAGCGUUUGUCUCUGGCCUGCGGGGGUACUGCUAUGAACUCAGUUGAUGAUCUCACUCCGGACUGUCUCGGUCAAGCUGGUCUAGUUUAUGAACAUGUUCUGGGAGAAGAGAAGUUCACAUUUGUUGAAGACUGUAAGCACCCCAAGUCAGUAACCCUCCUGGUUAAAGGGCCAAACAAGCACACACUCACACAGAUCAAAGAUGCCAUAAGGGAUGGACUCAGGGCUGUCAAGAAUGCUUUGGAAGAUGGAUCUGUGGUAGCUGGUGCUGGGGCAUAUGAAAUUGCUGCUCAUGCUGCUCUUAUGAAGUUCAAGGACACUGUGAAAGGUCGAGCCAGGCUUGGUGUCCAAGCUUAUGCAGACGCCUUGCUGAUAAUCCCCAAGAUCUUGGCAAUCAACUCUGGCUUUGAUGCACAAGAGACCAUAGUUAAACUGCAGGAGGAGUAUGCAGCUGCCAAUCAACCUGUUGGUCUAGAUAUAUCAUCAGGGGAAGCAUUAGUACCUUUAGACGCUGGUAUACUGGAUAACUAUAGAGUGAAAAAACAGCUUUUACAUUCUUGUACUGUGAUAGCAAGCAAUUUACUCCUGGUGGAUGAAAUCAUGCGAGCUGGAAUGUCUUCCCUUAAAGGAUGAUCUUGACAUAAUAUAGGACUCUUAGUAUUAUCUAGUAUCAGUGUUAUUAUCUAUUUGCCUCUAUCAGUGCUUGGAUGUCAUGACAUUUGUCUCCUGUAAAAUGGACAGAUGUUUGAUAAUGUGGAUGCUACCU